UCCGGGAGGCGCUCCGCACGUUCGCCGUGCUCCGCCGGGAAGAUGGGGAAAGUGAGGGGGCUGCGCGCCCGAGUGCACCAGGCUGCCGUGAGGCCGAAAGGGGAGGCCGCCCCGGGCCCCGCGCCCCCUACCCCGGAGGCGACCCCUCCGCCGGCCUCGGCCGCGGGGAAGGGUGCGUCCUUGAACAUGUGCACGGCCUCCAGACUGCCAGGGAUGCGACUUCCUGGGAGUUGUUCCUGGGUCAGAGGGCCUUACUGUCUACCCAGGAGCCUUGGGCACCCUGCCCUCUGCAUCCGUCACCACCCAGAGCUCCUUCCUGGUCAACAACACCCUUAGGCGUGAGAGCCCUCGCACGAGCUCCAGACAAAGACUGGGCGUUCAACACCAACAUCUUUGCCAGGACCAAGAUAGACCCCAGCGCCUUGGUGCAGAAGCUGGAGCUGGAUGUGAGGAGCGUCACUUCCGUCAGGAGAGGUGCAGAGGCCAAAACCGUUUUGCCCAAGAAGGAGAAAAUGAAGCUGAGGCGUGAGCAAUGGUUGCAGAAAAUCGAAGCCAUAAAACUGGCUGAGCAGAAGCACAGGGAGGAGCGGAGGCGGAGGGCCACGGUGGUAGUGGGGGACCUGCACCCACUCAGGGAUGCCCUGCCCGAGCUGCUGGGGCUCGAAGCUGGCAGCCGGCGCCAAGCCCGCAGCAGGGAGAGCAAGAAGCCCCGGCCCUCAGAGCUCAGCCGGAUGAGCGCAGCCCAGAGACAGCAGCUUCUCGAGGAAGAAAGGACCCGGUUUCAGGAGCUGCUGGCCAGUCCGGCCUACAGAGCCAGCCCCCUGGUGGCCAUCGGGCAGACGCUGGCCCGGCAGAUGCAGCUGGAAGGUGGCGGCCAGCUCUGAGCAGGGCAGCGGGCACAACUCCUCAGGACACAUGUGUGGGCCAAGUGGAAAGCACCGCCCCUCAAGGACCAUGGCCUGAGCCUGGUGGACGCCCUUCCCUCUGGUCGGUUGUGGGGCUCAAUAAAUGGCUCUGUGAACUUCCCCUGCACCGCCAGGGUCGUUCCCAUGAGCUGCUCCCUGAUUCACAGGGCUAGGCCCACCCUGGGACAGCUGCCCCUGCUCUCCCCAGGACAACAAGCCACAUCGCUCCACUGGGGGCCCCAGCCCCCACGCAGUCAGGGUGGACCGUGCACAGGGUUUGUGGGGACUGCAGUUGCGGAGGCCCCAAGUCCAUCCCUGAGCAGACACUGGUGCCCCCAAGAUAGCCUCCUGGCUGUGUUGGGAAGGAAUUGUGCCUGGGUGUGGCCCCAGCUGUGCCACCAGCCACCCUGAUUUGCUUCAGCCUUGGUUCCUGCUGCAGCCCUGGUGGGAUCCAGGAGCAUUGAGGCCUGCAGGGGCUGCCGUGGGGGCUGGCUCAGGGCCCUCCCCACCUGGGGGUCUGUUUCCCUUCCAGUCUCCCCUGCCACCCUCAGUGAACAGGGACACAGAUGGCCCUGGCAAGGCCCCCGGCCUGCUCCUCGCCUGUUGUCUGCACCCCCUGGGCUGCACCCCCCCACCCCACCCAUUGCCCUCACCCUACCCAGCUGCUCCACACCCACUGCCUUGCUCUGGGGGCAGAGAGCAGAGGGUCCUUCUGCAGGGAGGAGAUGGGGAGUGGGCCCAGCCCUGAAGCUCUUGCUGACCCGGAAGUGAGAGAGGUCCUCCUUUGUUGCUGGAAGCCCUGGGAUUUGGAGGUUGGUUUUUGGACUGUGAAUCAGUGACUGAUCAGUCCUUGUUUUCAGGUUGUGGAAAGCAAGGGGAUGGUGCGUCCCCAGGCCCCUGAGGCCCAGAUUGGCUCCCUCUGCUCGAGCUCCCCCCGUCCCAGUGCCCUGCGGGGCCUUGCUGGCCCAUGUCCUGCAGUGGGGCUGGGCAGGCUGGGUGUGGUGGUGCACCCCACUCGGAGUGUCUGGGAAGUGCAGAGCAGGACCACUCUCAGCUCCCAGGCGGUGGCCCAGCACCUUGAGCCUUCCCAGGCUGCCUGGGGUGGGGGUGGUCCCAGGGACUCCGGGGCCUCCUGGCUCCAGGGCAUGUGGGUGGCCCCUGUGCACAGCCUCUCUUGUUGUGAGCCCCCUUGGUCCGACCUCCCCUGGCCCUGCUGCCUGCUCAGGGUUCAUAGCCCCAGCAGCCCCGCCAAGGCUGCCUGGCGAGUGGGUGGCCGAGGCAAGUUGGAGCCUGCGUCCCUUCUGUUCAGUGUCCUGGCCCUUCCCUGACACGAGCAGACACGGCAUCCACAGAGACAGCCUGGACACCCUCCAGGGCCCCGGCCGAUGGGACAGAUGGGCGUACAGGAGCCACAGGCAGAUCCCACGCUCCCUCGGCCGCGGCUGGCUUGGCUGCCCAGCCCCAGCUCCUUAGAGAACGGGCUUCUCGCUUCAGAGGAGCUGGUCACAAACCAGUGCUUGCAACAAAACCAUUUUUGUGGUAGAGCGAGUGUUGGGAACAAUGUCUGUGGGAUGCAGCGCAGUGCAGCGCGGUGGGGAGGCAGGCGGGGGCGGCUUCCACUUUCUGCAGCAUCCUAAUCCCACAGUCUGGGUUUCUUGUGAAAAACCUGGCCGGGCGCAGUGGCACACACCUGUAGUCCCAGCACUUUGGGAGGCCAAGGCAGGCGUAUCACUUGAGGCCAGGAGUUCAAGACCAGCCAACAUAGUGAGACCCCAUCUUGACAAAA
Molecule: messenger RNA, 2691 nt
Organism: Nomascus leucogenys (northern white-cheeked gibbon)
Lineage: Eukaryota; Metazoa; Chordata; Mammalia; Primates; Hylobatidae
Gene: SLX9
Product: SLX9 ribosome biogenesis factor
Biological process (GO): maturation of SSU-rRNA from tricistronic rRNA transcript (SSU-rRNA, 5.8S rRNA, LSU-rRNA)
Cellular component (GO): preribosome, small subunit precursor; 90S preribosome; nucleolus
Source: RefSeq, a predicted model, not a curated record